Eptesicus fuscus (big brown bat) is the source of this 3201-nucleotide messenger RNA. It is a transcript of the gene DNAAF2, whose product is annotated as dynein axonemal assembly factor 2. Gene Ontology annotation, biological process: axonemal dynein complex assembly. The coding region runs from base 42 to 2414 and encodes 790 amino acids. The transcript has 3 exons. NCBI's taxonomy places the organism in Eukaryota, Metazoa, Chordata, Mammalia, Chiroptera, Vespertilionidae. Gene Ontology annotation, cellular component: cytoplasm. The record is from RefSeq and is a predicted model, not a curated record.
CCCUCUCUCGGGUGCCUGAGGGCUAGGGGCCGAGGGGCAGCAUGGCCCAGGCGGCGGCCGCUGCGCCGCUAGAGGACUUGGACCUGAGCGGAGAGGAGGUCCAGCGGCUCACCUCGGCCUUUCAGGACCCGGAAUUCCGGCGAAUGUUUUCCGAGUACGCCGAGGAGCUCACGGACCCCGAGAACCGGCGGCGCUACGAAGCGGAGAUCACCGCGCUGGAGCGUGAGCGCGGCGUGGAGGUGCAGUUCGUGCACCCGGAGCCCGGCCACGUGCUGCGCACCAGCCUGGACGGGGCGCGGCGCUGCUUCGUGAACGUGUGCGGCAACGCGCUGGUGGGUCGGCCCACCAGCCGGCCCGGCUCGGGGGGCGCGGCGGCCGGCAGCCAGUGGUCCCUGCCGUACAGCCUGGCGCCCGGCCGCGAGUACGCGGGGGGCCGCGGCACCCGCUACACCGUCUACGACGUGGUCUUCCACCCAGACGCGCUGGCGCUGGCCCGGCGCCACGAGCGCUUCCGCCAGAUGCUGGACGCCACGGCCCUGGAGGCCGUGGAGAAGCAGUUCGGCGUGAAGCUGGACCACAGAAAUGCCAAAACCCUGAAGGUCAAGUACAAGGGGACCCCGGAAGCCGCGGUGCUGCGCACGCCCCUCCCCGGGGGCGUCCCGGCGCGGCCCGAGGGGGAGCUGGAGAGCUCUCUCCCCGCUUUCCCCUACCCCUACGGGCGCCCGGCGGCCGCCCGGAACUCCGCGCGCCGCGGGCCCCCGCCCUCCGCUCCAGAGGCGGUGCCGCAGCCCACCCCCACGGAGCCCCGCUACCGUGUGGUGCAGCGCCACCGCGUGGACCUGCAGGAUUACCGCUGCUCCCGGGACUCGGCCCCCGGCCCCGUGCCCCAGGAGCUGGUGGUCACCAUCGAGCUGCCGCUACUGCGCUCGGCCGAGCAGGCGGCGCUGGAGGUGACGGGAAAGCUGCUGUGUCUGGACUCGAGGAACCCCGACUACCAGCUGCGGCUCUCGCUCCCGUACCCGGUGGACGACAGCCGCGGCAAGGCGCAGUUCAACAAGGCCCGGCGGCAGCUGGUGGUCACGCUGCCCGUGGAGCGGCCCGCGGCGCGCCCGGAGCUCCCAGCUGCGCCGGAAACGGCCGCCGGGGCCGGAACUGACAGCGCGGCCUGCACUUCCGCCCGCAAAGGAGACCCGGGCCCGGCUGGGGAUCGUCCCGGGGAAGAGGACGCCGGGACCGCCACCUCGGGCGCCGCUGGGGAGGAACUUGUCUCCGAACCGGAACGGGACUUGGGCGGGCAAGCGGCGGCUACGACCGGUAUCGAGGAGACACCGCGUCCCGGAACGGGGAGCUCGUCCGGGGACCUAGCCAGGGGCCCUUCCGCCGGAAGGAGUGCGUGCGGAGCUCUCCGCGUGGGGACCCGCGUGGCCUGGGAAGACUCGGGCAGGGAGCCUUCCGAUCCAGCCAUGGCUGGUCCCGGGGCAGACAGCGGGGGACCUCUGUGUCCUCCUCUGCGGUGUCAUCAGGAUGAAGCAUCCCUGACUCUGCUAGUUCAAGUGCCUCGGAUCCAGCCGCAAAGUCUUCAAGGGGAUGUGAGCUCCCUCCGGUACAAACUGCGCUUCUCCACCCAAGACUUAGUUUAUUAUUCCUUCUUUUUGCAGUUUGCUCCAGAAAAUAAAUUGAGUAUCAAAGAACCAGCGGUUAGCAUCUCUCCAAACAAUGCAGUAAUAGAACUGGCCAAAUCUCCAGAGUGCUAUGGACAUUGGAGAGAGUGGUAUUAUGGUUUAAACAGCGAUUCUUUGGAGGAAAGGUUAUUUGUCAAUGAAGAAAAUGUCAAUGAAUUUCUUGAAGAGGUCCUGAGCUCUCCAGUCCAACAGACAAUACCCCUAACUUCACCGUUAAUUGAAGUUCUUCAGGUUACUGAUAGUAAGAUUCAAAUUCACACAGAGUUGCAAGAAUGUAGUAACUCUGAACAGCUUCAUGAAAAGGAAGAAAAAGUCAACGAAGGAAGUCAUCCAACUAAAAAAAAUAUAGAACAUCCUACCACCUCAACAACUGCUUCUGAUUCAUCUAUAGCAGUUAAAGUACGAGAAAUAGACAGUUGUGGUUCAGAUGAAUACUUGCAACAAGAGUCUCUUGAUGUGUCCCAAAUGUUAUUUGGAAAGUCUCAACGACCUGAGUUAAAAAUAGAACCUGAAUUUGUAAAAGAAAAAGGUGCUGUUUACUCAAGUGAGGAGAAAGAUAAUUUAAAAGAACCAGUAAUGACUAAAGAGGAAGAAUUAACAGUUCAGAAUAUACCUGGUUUUGACAACAUAAAAGAAACCAAUAUGCAGGAUGGUAGUGUACAGAUUAUUAAAGAUCAUGUGACUCAUUGUGCAUUCAGUUUUCAGAAUUCUUUGCUAUAUGACUUGGAUUAAUUCUUCAGAAUUUAAAAGUUAAGACAGAAAAUUUUUGGACUUAAGUUCUAUUUCUGUAAACUACUACCUUAAAACCAAAGAUACUCAAGAAAGUAUAUUUUGGAUUUAAAAUAGGUUUUCUGUUUACUCUCUAAAAACUGAAGAUAUUCAAGAAAUUGAAAUUUGCAAUUUUGAUUCUAAUAGGGAAACUGGAGAUAAUUUUUUGCAUGUAGAGUUUAUACAGCUUCAGGGAGAUAAGUUUUGUGAUUCCUCUGAGAUGUAUAUUCUGAGAGUUAAACAUUUAGUUUUAAUAUAACCUGUAUAUAUUUACUUCUGUGUUUGUUUUCAGCUUCUUUUGUUUACCAUUACACUUUAAUAAAGUUUCAAGAUAUUCACUAAGUUGUGUCUAUCACAAAAAGUAACUCUCAAGAAUGUUAACUAGAAAUAUGAGUUGCAUUUGUAAGGGAGACAGAAUCUCAAAACUGUGUUUAGAAAUAUCACUAAAUAAGAUGUAGUAUUUAUGCUUGAAAUAGAGAUUCUUAGAUGAAAGAACUUUACUAACCAAUAUUAAUAAUUCAAAUAAUUAUAUACAGAUACACUGAAAUUUCUUAUUUUUGCUUCAAAUCUGUAUCUUACUGUUCUCAUCUGUCACCAAAAAAUAUAUAUAUUUAAUACAGGUUAAUUAGUAAUGACUUUAAGGUGGCAGCAGGUAAUAUAUCUGUGGCUAAGUUAUUAAUUUUGUGGAAUAGUAUUUGUAUUUGAGGUCAGAAGAAAAUCCUAAUAGAUUUUUUUCUCACAAAAAUUUUUA